CCCUGAAGGGGCCGGUUGUGAGGGAGGCCGCCUGUGGGAAAGAUGGCGGAGUCCGAGCUCGGCAGGAAGUGGGACCGGUGCCUGGCGGACUCGGCCGUGAAGCUCGGUGCCGGCUUUGGGUUAGGAAUUGUUUUCUCAGUUAUCUUCUUUAAAAGAAAGAUGUGGCCGUUGGCCUUUGGUUCCGGCACUGGUUUGGGAAUGGCCUACUCCAACUGCCAGCAUGAUUUCCAGUCUCCGUAUAUCGUGCAUGGAAAAUAUGUCAAAGAGCAGUGACUGAUGACUGAGAACAUCCCGGUGGGAGGAAAAGAGAAAUCAUGUUUAUUCCUCAGGACUAUCGAAGUGCCCCUGGAGUAAGCCGACAUUCAUCUCGAACAAUGUUAUCCGUGACGCUUUCUACUCCAGCACACUGUUUAUGUAUCUGAAAACCAAGUUCUGUUUCUUGUUUUGUAUUUUCUCUCUGGAAGUUGCAAGGAGAAGGUUGUAGGAGAAAUAAAUUAAACAAAAAUGCGGU
Tachyglossus aculeatus (Australian echidna) is the source of this 511-nucleotide messenger RNA. RefSeq names its product mitochondrial contact site and cristae organizing system subunit 10 (gene MICOS10). The transcript has 4 exons. Lineage: Eukaryota; Metazoa; Chordata; Mammalia; Monotremata; Tachyglossidae. The record is from RefSeq and is a predicted model, not a curated record. Gene Ontology annotation, cellular component: mitochondrial inner membrane; mitochondrion; MICOS complex. The coding region runs from base 43 to 273 and encodes 76 amino acids.